AGUGAGCGGCCGGGUGCAGGAGAGGAGGGGAAGUUUGGAGAGAGACUUGGAGAGCAUGGGACAAAGGAGGACUGAAAAGUCGUGUGUCAUGCAAGUGCUCGAUGGAAAAAUAAAACCAGUUUUUACAUCAGAACACCGUUAUCCAGCUGACAUGGAGGUGGAGCAGCUCCUGUCUCUGUCCGGCCCUGCACUGGCCCAGGCUGUCAGCUCUCUGCUGGAGACGCCUGGUCUCUACGUUUUCUCCGACAUCCUGGAGCUGCCCAACGUCAGAGAGCUGGAGAACAGCCCUCACGCACCCAUGUACCAGCUCCUCAACCUCUUCGCCUAUGGAACCUACUGUGACUACAAAGAGAGAGAGGCCUCUCUCCCAGAGUUGACCCCCGCCCAGAGAAACAAACUUCGCCAUCUGUCCAUCAUCAGCUUGGCUUCCAACCUCAAGGGUCAGGAUAAAGGUGAGUGUUUGUUGCCCCCUCAGUGUCUGCCGUACUCGCUGUUGCUGCAGCAGCUGGAGCUGAAGAACGUGCGCGAAUUAGAGGACCUGCUCAUUGAGGCCGUCUACUGCGACAUCAUCCAGGGCAAGCUGGACCAGCGGAACCAGCAGGUGGAGGUGGACUGCAGCGUGGGUCGCGACCUCGGCCCCAACGAGCUCCCUAACAUCGUUAACACGCUGCAGGAGUGGUGCACAGGCUGCGAGGCGGUGCUGUGCGGCAUCGAAGAGCAAGUCUCUCGGGCAAACCAGUACAGAGAGAGCCAGCUGAAAGUCAAAGUUCAAGUGGAAACCGAGGUGUCAAACUUACAGAAAACACUGAAAGCCAGUGCCGCCUCACCAUCUUCAGGCCCUGCCCCCGCCGGCGCAGCAUCCAAUCAGGAUGCGGACCAGCCAGCCGAACCGCGGGAUCCCGCCUCCUCUCAGGAACCGCGACAGCCGGGCAAAAAAAGUUCUAAAGUGAAAGGCCAGCUGCUGCUGUAAGUGGCUGUCAGGGUUGUUGUGGUCCGCCCCCAUUACCGGCUUCCAACUGCACAUCUGUCCAUGGAUUGUCAAAUGCCACCUGAACCACCCUGCACGCAUCAAGCAAUCCUCUCCGUCCACAUUGUUUCCUGCCCGACAGGACAAAGCCCUGAUUUUAUGGCCACAUUUUGUCUGAACCCCCUCUUGUACGGACUUGGAAGAAGAUGUUUUUGAAAUCCCAAUUAAUGAUAGCUUAACCUCAAUCCUGGAAUUAAAGAGUUCUGACACCCAUCUUUAAAAAGCUGCGGAAAGGAUGUGACUAUGUGAGCGAGUCCUUGUCCAUAUCACCAAAUCAGCAUCCAGCCUUCCCCUCCUCCCCAUUAUUUGUUUUACAAAUAACCGAUGACAUCAU
Messenger RNA from Entelurus aequoreus (snake pipefish), 1361 nucleotides. It is a transcript of the gene cops7a, whose product is annotated as COP9 constitutive photomorphogenic homolog subunit 7A. The coding region runs from base 56 to 970 and encodes 304 amino acids. The record is from RefSeq and is a predicted model, not a curated record. Gene Ontology annotation, biological process: COP9 signalosome assembly. The transcript is spliced from 8 exons. Gene Ontology annotation, cellular component: COP9 signalosome. Lineage: Eukaryota; Metazoa; Chordata; Actinopteri; Syngnathiformes; Syngnathidae.